This is a messenger RNA of Bathycoccus prasinos, 816 nucleotides long. RefSeq names its product cyclophilin A. The transcript is spliced from 2 exons. Gene Ontology annotation, biological process: protein peptidyl-prolyl isomerization; protein folding. The record is from RefSeq and is a predicted model, not a curated record. The coding region runs from base 1 to 816 and encodes 271 amino acids. Gene Ontology annotation, molecular function: peptidyl-prolyl cis-trans isomerase activity. Lineage: Eukaryota; Viridiplantae; Chlorophyta; Mamiellophyceae; Mamiellales; Bathycoccaceae.
AUGGGUGGCGCAAUGUCCAUGCCUGGCUCCGGGCCUUCCGUGGAAGACGUCGUCGCGCUCGCGAAAGGAAAGUCUGUGCCGUAUGCGAUUCCUUUACCCGUGAACGAGAAAAACACGAAAGUAUACUUCGACUUAAAACUCUCCAACGAUCGCCAAUUCGAACGGUUAGGCCGCGUCGUCAUCGAGUUGAAAGAAGAUUCGUGCCCGAAAACCGCGGAGAAUUUUAAGCAGUUAUGCACCGGAGAGAAAGGGUUCGGGUACAGCGGAAGUCGAUUCCAUCGAGUGAUACCGAACUUUAUGUGCCAAGGCGGCGAUUUUACCAACGAUAACGGCACGGGAGGGAAAUCCAUCUACGGGAAAAACUUCCCGGACGAGAACUUUGAGUUACCGCACAACGGGCCGGGGAUUUUAAGCAUGGCGAACGCGGGACCGAACACGAACGGAUCGCAAUUUUUCUUGUGCACCGUCGCGACGCCGUUUCUGAACGGGAAACACACCGUCUUCGGACAAGUCGUCGAGGGAUACUCCGUGGUGAAAGCGUUAGAAUCCGUCGGGUCGCAAUCGGGUGCGCCUGCUUACGACGUGUUCAUCGAGAAGUGCGGCAUCGUCGCAUCUACAUCCUCGUCCUCGUCGAAUAAAGCGCGAAAAUCCAACAAAGUCUUAUCGACGCCAACCGUCCCGCGAAGAUCCUUUUCCUCCUUCGCGACGACGAUGAAAAGCAGCAGCAACAACAGAAGAGCGUUACAAAAAGCGGCGUUAGCGUCUUCCUCGAGAACUUUUCGCGUGGCUGCCGCGUGCGUUUCCGUAGUCGUUUAA